UAGACAUAAGUAUCGUUUGACAGUUAGUCAUUAAAUGGUCAUCUUCAAUACCACACCUAGUCUUUUAUUUAACACUGGCGACGGGCUGGAAAAAUACAGUUUUUUCUUGAAGAUCGCGCGUGUACAUCAUGUCGAAGGUAUCGACUAUCGGCAAGUUAAGUGAAUUUGAUUUAACCAACGGGAAUUGGCGAGUAUAUGUGGACAGAGUGGAAAUGUUUUACAAGGUCAACUCGGUCACGGACGACAUGAAGCUACCGAUAUUAAUCUCGGCCAUCGGUGAUGCAGCAUAUGAGCUAAUGGUAACCCUAUGUAGCCCUAAAAAGCCAUCAGAAUUAACAUACGCUGAGGUUGUGAAAACAAUGGAAAAUCAUCUCCAACCGCCACCGUCUGUAUUGGCGGAACGUUUUCGCUUUCGUCAAUGUCGUCAGGUCAAAGGUCAGUCUAUAAAGGAUUAUGUAGCAGAAUUAAAGAAGUUAUCUCGCUAUUGUGAUUUUUCAACAACACUUAAUGAUAAUUUGCGCGAUCAAUUUGCAUGUGGAAUAAAUAAUGAUUUAUUUCGGCAAAGAUUAUUUACCGAAUCAGAGUUAGAUUUCGAAAAGGCUGUAUCUAUCGCAUCGAACCUGGAGGCGGCGGAAAGAGAUGCACUAGCGGUGGAGCCUAGCGGGGGCGCGGGGACGUCGGCGGAGGGGGUGCAUCAUGCGGGUACGAGCACAGCCAGGCCGAACACAUCGCAAUUUGCGGGCGCCUCACGACAACAUGCAAACAUGGCGGCAGUGCAUUUUAAAAACGGGUGCACGGCGUGCGGGGACCGUUAUCAUAACUUUAGUGAAUGCAGAUUCCAGAGUUUCGUGUGCAGUAGGUGUGGAAAGAUGGGUCAUUUAAGACGCGUUUGUCCGAAUCCGAUGGAGGAUAUCGGCGGAGCGGCGGCAGGAAGGCGGCGAGACGCCGGCGCCUCCACUGGCCGGGGGGCGCGGUCGCGGUGGCCGCGCGGGCGCAGCGGAGGCCCACGCCGCAGUACUAAUGCAUAUUGGCUACAAAACAACGAAUAUCAACCCAUGGAGGAGCAAGAGUUUCCUGAGGACGAGUGUAUUAAUCAGAUGUCCUUAGCAGAUUACAAACCGGCAUAAAGAGUUAUUUGAUGGCGGGCUAGGACGGUUCACGGGCGGCACGGCGACGUUGCGCGUGCGGCCCGGCGCCGCCGCCGUGUUCCACCGCGCGCGCCCGCUGCCCUACGCGCUGCGCGAGCGCGUGGACGCGGAACUCGACUCCAUGUUAAGCGCCGGCGUCAUCGAGCCUGUGGACGCCUCCGACUGGGCCACGCCACUUGUUCCCAUACGUAAGCCGGAUGGCAGCUUACGCCUUUGUGCCGAUUACAAGGUAACAUUGAACAAAGUUUUAUUGGUCGACAAAUAUCCCGUUCCGAGAUUAGAAGAUGUGUUUAGUAGUCUUAGCGGUAGUACUUAUUUUACCAAACUGGACCUGUCUCAAGCUUAUUCGCAAGUAGUACUAGACGAUGAAUCAAAAAAAUAUACUGUCAUUAACACGCACCGAGGUUUAUUUUCCUACAAUAGAUUGGUUUUUGGCUUGGCAUCGAGCCCUGGUAUUUUUCAAAGGUUAAUGAGUACGCUGUUGCAGGGCAUUGAUAACGUUGUUGUGUUUUACGACGAUAUAUUAAUUACGGGAAGUAAUUUAAAACAACAUUUAAUAACGGUAAAUACAGUAUUAGAUAGAUUGCAGGCGCAUGGCUUAAAAUUAAAAAAGGAAAAAUGCGUAUUUUUACAGGAUAAAGUUAGGUAUUUAGGGUACGUUAUUGACAAAAGUGGGUUAAGUGUGGAUAAAUCUAAAAUAAAGCCGAUCUUAGAAAUGCCAUACCCCAGUAAUGUUAGUCAACUUAGAUCUUUUUUAGGCAUGGUGAAUUUUUACGCUAAAUUUGUAAAGGAUCUUAGUAACUAUUUGGCGCCACUUCACGCGUUGUUACAAAAAUAUACUAGAUGGCAGUGGGGAGAAAAACAGAUAGACGCUUUUAACAGGGUAAAGAGUAUGUUGUCAAGCGCCGAGGUGCUCGCGCACUACGACCCCGGCUUGGACGUGGUGGUCACGAGCGACGCUAGCCCCUUCGCAGUAGGGGCUAUUUUGGCUCACCGUUACGCGGACGGCUCCGAGCGCCCUCUGGCGUACGCGUCGCGCGCGCUCACCGCGGCCGAGCGCAAUUAUAGCCAAAUUCAUAAAGAGGCGUUAUCAAUAUACUUUGCAGUGAAACGCUUUCAUCAAUACUUGUAUGGUAGGCGGUUUUCGUUGCGCACGGAUCAUAAGCCCUUGGUUAGUAUUUUUGGACCGAAUGUAGGUGUACCGAGUAUGACAGCCAGUAGGUUACAGAGAUGGGCUUUAUGUUUAUCGGCAUAUGAUUUCGACAUAGAAUAUGUGAAAUCAGAACAAAACGUGGCUGACGUUUUAUCAAGGCUUAUUAAAGCGCAUAAACUAAGUGAAGUAGAGAAUGAGAAAAGAGAGCCCGAACAAACUUACCUUCACUUUGCGUCCGACGCCCUGUUAUUAGAUUACAAAGUGCUAAAGAAUGAAACAAAAAAAGAUCCGUUACUGUCUCGGGUAACUAGUUUUAUUUUAGAUGGGUGGCCAGAUGCCGUAGAUAUUGAACAAUUGAAACCGUAUUUCAACCGUAGAAAUGAACUUUAUUUAGAACUUGGAGUCAUUAUGUGGGGUCACAGGGUGGUAAUACCGGUGGGCUGCCAGGACAAGGUUAUUAGGGAACUUCAUGAAACACAUAUGGGGGUUGUAAAGACCAAAUCUUUAGCGAGAAGUUAUGCCUGGUUCCCGGGCAUCGAUGAAGCGAUCGAGCGGACGUGCACGGCGUGCGGCGUGUGCGCGGCGACGGCCAGCGCGCCGCCGGCACAGGCCCCGCGCGCCUGGCCGUGGCCGGAGCGCCCGUGGACCAGGUUGCACAUUGACUUUUUGGGGCCCCUCGCAGGUAUUAUGUACCUGGUAAUAGUAGAUGCGUGCUCUAAAUGGAUUGAAGUCAUCAAAAUGGCGAGUACCACUGCGGCCGCGGUCAUCUCUAAGUUGCGAGAAAUUUGGGCUAGAUUUGGUAUACCCAAACAAGUAGUAUCGGACAAUGGACCUCCCUUUACUAGCCAGGAAUUCGGGUUUUUCAUGAAAAAUAAUGGUGUAGAGCAUAUAUUUACAGCCCCCUAUCAUCCUUCGUCGAAUGGGGCCGCAGAGGGCGCUGUAAAGAUAUGUAAACACGUUUUGCUUAAAGCACAAAAACAGCAACUAGAUGCAGAAGUAGCUCUGAGUAGAUUCCUUUUAAUUUAUAGAAAUACAGUACAUAGUACGACGGGAGACAGUCCUGCCAACAUUUUACAAGGUAGAGGUUUACGCACGCGGCUGGAUUGUUUAAAACCAGAAAGAGGGGCGCACGCGCGCGAGGCGCAGGCGCGGCAACAGCGCGCCGCCGGCGGUGCCCACCGUAGCUUCCUCGCAGGGGAUACGAUUUGGUACAGAAAUUACAGUUCUAGGAAUGCGGACAAGUGGCUCGAAGGUACUAUUAAAGAAAGUUUAGGUAGCUCCGAUUAUGCAUUAGAAACUAGUAAAGGGGAAAUUGUACAUCGGCAUGUCGACCAAAUAAAGCGGCGUUCACGUAAUAGUUUGUGGCUUUUCCCGGGUGGCGAGGCCCAGUCUGGAGCCACGGGCUCGAGCAGUCCGGGGAGCGCGGGGCCCGAGCGCCGCCGCCUGACCCGCCUGCGAGGUAUCAGCCUCCUAGGGUUCGAAAUCCACCAAUACGAUAUGGAUUUGAAGAAGUGUUUUUUUUUAACUAGAGCAAUUUCAUUUUUCUUUCUCGUAAUUAAAAUUAAGUUUAGAGUGUUAUCCAUUUCAAGUGAAAAAUAUACCACUGGGGUCAAAAUUCUUUAGCUAUAUAGGUAUUAUAUAAUGUUGUAUGGAGACUAACAUAAUCUAAAGAUACCUAAGUGUCUAUAUCAACAGCAUAACUAGGUAUACU
This is a messenger RNA of Leguminivora glycinivorella, 4012 nucleotides long. RefSeq lists its product as uncharacterized. Lineage: Eukaryota; Metazoa; Arthropoda; Insecta; Lepidoptera; Tortricidae. The coding region runs from base 1270 to 3924 and encodes 884 amino acids. Gene Ontology annotation, molecular function: zinc ion binding; nucleic acid binding. The record is from RefSeq and is a predicted model, not a curated record. Gene Ontology annotation, biological process: DNA integration. The transcript has 2 exons.